Ostertagia ostertagi is the source of this 1143-nucleotide messenger RNA. The record is from the annotation of a GenBank genome assembly. NCBI's taxonomy places the organism in Eukaryota, Metazoa, Nematoda, Chromadorea, Rhabditida, Trichostrongylidae.
AUGGAUUCACGUGUCCGUCUAUCUGCGAUAGAAGGAUUAUCACUUUUAAGCGGUGUCGAAGAUGGUCUCACUAUUCAUACCUACAAUACCGUCAAAAACGUGAUGGUGAGAACGGAAGCAGCUACUAUUCUCGGAGAGUUCCAGAUCGUGUCGGACUUCUUCUUAGAUCAGACCCUUGACAAGAAAAUGAUGAAAACUGUCCAGGAUUCUAGCGGUAGGGAGCAAGUAAAGAAAGUUCAUCAGUCACGGUUCGCUAUAACGCAAGGACCUCAACAGUCUGCGAGAGAAUCUCGAUGGAAGUCUAGUCAUUUGGGAUACCAACGGCAGAAGGCUACAAGUAGUGAAUGGUCAUCCGGAAAGGAACUUAAUGCUCGUUGUCCUCCAAGCGAGUCUGCUGCAGCUCAGGACGAUGAAUCGGAGAGCAUAGUUCCUCGUGGUGCCUGUGGUGCUUUCGUUUCUGCAUUAGAAGAUGAAUUCAUGUCAGUUCGACGAGCUGCCGUUUAUUCACUCGGCAACCUGGCUUCUACUCGGCCAUCUUUCGCGACUACUGCAUUGGAUCAUCUUGCUGAUAUGUUCAAUGAUGAGAUUGUUGAGGAUGCCAUUGUAGAUUCUCGACAAGCAUUACGCGAUCUCUUGGCAAAAGCUGAGUUUGCCGAUGCCGAAUGUAUGAGAAUUUGUUCAAGAGCGUUAUUGAAUUGUUUGCAUCGCUUCCCCGCUGACAAAAAUCAGAUAUAUAGAUGCUUGAGCGAAGUCGGUGCUCGUCAUGCUGUGUUUGUUCAUGGAAUGGUUCGAGAACUUCUUGGUCUUCAUCUUGUGUAUGACACGAGAGAACAACAAAUAGACGAUGUCUUUUAUAUCGCAAAACUUAUACUGGUGUUGAAUGCGGCGGCCAAUUACGAGCCUAUUGUUUCUCUUCUGCCUGAGUGUGUUUUAAAGCACUACCGAUUUCUUCGCGCAGCUGCACCCGAUCUAGGUUCUGGAAAUCCAGUGCUGGCCUGCCCCAACAUCUUCGUCUCCCUCGAAGGAACUUUGCAAGCAGUACAUCAGAUAUAUUUGGUGAAUGCUUAUGAAAGGUUACAGGAAGUAAUCCGUGAACCAACCUUGGCUGAUAGAAAUGCUCUUCGACGACUCAUUGUCGAGUAA